AUGGCUGGCGUAGACGAGACCCUCGUGGCCGCGACUGUUGUGCUACAGAAUCUGGCAAGAGACGAGCCUACCUCCGGCUCCUCUUCACCCCCAUUUGAUUUUCAAUUAUCAUCCAACGGUGUCAAGUCCGCCAAGCUCCCCGGAGACCAUAGUCCUGCAAAGGCAGCCUUCGAAGCCGAGCUUGAGGCCUUGGUGCGCCGUGUGCACCACCUGGAAUUCCAAGCUGUCAGUCACCAGUUCCCCGACGAUCUCCAACAGCAGACGACUCCCCACACCGGGGAAGGGUCUGCUGAAGAAUCCAACGAGAAGAUCCCUGAUUUUCUGAGGACUUUUGGGCUCUCUCGCUUCGCGUCAGGUCAAGGUUCUGACUCUUCUUCUUGCCUUUUACAGCAGCAAAAAUCGAUCCCCAUAGUACCGGUGGAAACCCCCGACGACCGCCCUCUGGGGGAGAUUGACGACGACACCGAUGACGAAGACGAAGCCGGCACCCGCGUCGUGCGGGAGGAGGACAUCAGUUUCCUCCGCAACCACGUACAAAAGCAGGCCGAGGAAAUAAGUUCCCAGAAAGACAUCAUUGCCCAGGUUCGCGACGAAUUGCAGAAACAGGAGGAACACACUCGACGCGCUCUCACCAAGGUCGAAAACGAAGAUGUCGUCCUUCUGGAACGCGAGCUCCGCAAGCACCAACAGGCCAACGAGGCCUUCCAGAAAGCCUUGCGUGAAAUCGGGGGCAUUAUCACCCAGGUCGCCAAUGGUGACCUCUCCAUGAAAGUCCAGAUCCAUCCGUUGGAGAUGGACCCCGAAAUCGCCACAUUCAAACGCACUAUUAACACUAUGAUGGACCAACUGCAAGUCUUCGGUAGCGAGGUGUCUCGUGUCGCGCGUGAGGUCGGUACCGAAGGUAUACUUGGAGGACAAGCUCAGAUUACUGGCGUCCAUGGUAUUUGGAAAGAACUUACCGAAAACGUGAACAUCAUGGCAAAGAAUUUGACAGACCAAGUGCGAGAGAUUGCCUCCGUCACUACUGGUGUUGCCCACGGUGAUCUCAGCCAGAAGAUUGAGAGUCGUGCCCAAGGAGAAAUUCUCGAAUUGCAACAAACCAUCAACACCAUGGUGGACCAACUCAGAACGUUCGCCACGGAAGUAACACGGGUCGCGCGUGACGUCGGAACGGAAGGUGUACUCGGAGGACAGGCUCAAAUCGAAGGUGUCCAGGGCAUGUGGAAUGAAUUGACCGUUAAUGUCAACGCCAUGGCCAACAAUCUUACCACGCAAGUGCGAGAUAUUGCCACUGUCACAAAGGCCGUUGCCAAGGGUGAUCUUACGCAGAAGGUUCAGGCCAACUGUAAAGGUGAAAUCGCAGAGUUGAAAAACAUCAUCAACUCCAUGGUGGACCAACUACGACAAUUUGCUCAAGAAGUCACCAAAAUCGCCAAGGAAGUCGGAACCGAUGGUGUCCUGGGCGGCCAAGCGACGGUCAAUGACGUGGAAGGAACAUGGAAGGACCUAACAGAGAAUGUCAACCGUAUGGCUAACAAUCUUACCACCCAAGUGCGUGAGAUUGCAGACGUCACUACUGCCGUCGCUAAGGGUGACUUGACCAAAAAGGUCACUGCCAAUGUGCAAGGAGAGAUUCUCGACCUGAAAAGCACAAUCAACGGCAUGGUGGACCGACUCAACACAUUUGCCUUUGAAGUCAGUAAAGUGGCUCGUGAGGUCGGCACGGAUGGUACCCUUGGCGGUCAGGCUAAGGUUGACAACGUCGAAGGAAAGUGGAAGGAUUUGACCGAUAACGUGAACACCAUGGCGCAGAAUUUGACCUCUCAAGUACGGAGUAUCUCCGAUGUCACGCAAGCUAUCGCCAAGGGUGACCUUGGCAAGAAGAUUGAAGUCCACGCGCAGGGAGAGAUUCUCACUCUCAAGGUUACCAUCAACCACAUGGUGGGUCGUCUUGCGAAGUUCGCGACUGAGUUGAAGAAGGUCGCACGAGAUGUCGGCGUCGACGGCAAGAUGGGUGGACAAGCCAACGUGGAGGGUAUUGCAGGCACCUGGAAGGAAAUCACGGAGGAUGUGAACACAAUGGCCGAGAACUUGACAUCUCAAGUGCGUGCUUUCGGUGAAAUCACAGAUGCUGCCACUGAUGGUGAUUUCACCAAACUAAUCACCGUUAAUGCAUCUGGUGAGAUGGACGAACUGAAGCGCAAGAUCAACAAGAUGGUUUCCAACCUGCGUGAUAGUAUUCAAAGGAACACUGCUGCCAGGGAGGCUGCCGAACUAGCCAAUCGUACCAAAUCUGAGUUCUUGGCCAACAUGUCUCACGAGAUCCGAACUCCGAUGAAUGGUAUCAUUGGUAUGACUCAGUUGACCUUGGACACGGACGAUCUCAAGCCGUACACCCGCGAAAUGCUGAAUGUUGUGCACAACUUGGCAAACAGUCUAUUGACUAUCAUUGACGACAUUCUCGAUAUUUCCAAGAUCGAAGCCAACCGUAUGGUAAUCGAGAGCAUUCCAUUCACGGUCCGGGGUACUGUUUUCAACGCCCUCAAGACGUUGGCUGUCAAAGCCAAUGAGAAGUUCUUGAGCCUGACAUACCAAGUUGACAACACCGUUCCCGACUAUGUCAUUGGUGAUCCAUUCCGCCUCCGCCAGAUUAUUCUGAACUUGGUUGGCAACGCUAUCAAGUUCACAGAACAUGGCGAAGUCAAGCUCACGAUUCGCAAGUCCGAUCGUGAGCAAUGCACAACCACUGAAUACGCCUUCGAGUUCUCUGUGUCCGACACAGGUAUAGGAAUCGAAGAAGAUAAACUUGAUCUGAUUUUCGACACCUUCCAGCAAGCCGAUGGCUCAACUACCCGCCGAUUUGGUGGUACUGGUCUUGGUCUUUCCAUCUCCAAGCGGCUGGUCAACUUGAUGGGCGGUGACGUUUGGGUCACUUCCGAGUAUGGCCACGGCAGUACUUUCCAUUUCACCUGCGUUGUGAAGCUUGCAGAUCAAUCUUUGAGCGUGAUCGCCAACCAGCUCUUGCCAUACAGAAACCAUCGCGUGUUGUUUAUUGACAAGGGCCAGAACGGUGUUCAAGCGUCCAACGUUAUGAAGAUGCUGAAGAAGAUCGAACUUGAACCUUUGGUGGUGCGGAACGAGGAACACGUGCCACCACCUGAGAUUCAAGACCCUUCUGGAAAGGAAUCAGGACAUGCCUACGACGUCAUCAUCGUGGACUCCGUGGACACAGCUCGCAUUUUGCGCACAUUUGACGAAUUCAAGUACAUUCCAAUUGUUCUGGUCUGUCCUUUGGUGUGUGUCAGCUUGAAAUCCGCUCUCGACCUUGGUAUUAGCUCAUACAUGACUACCCCGUGUCAACCCAUUGACCUUGGAAACGGUAUGCUGCCGGCCUUGGAAGGUCGUUCGACGCCCAUCACCACAGACAACUCCAGGUCAUUUGACAUCCUUUUGGCCGAGGACAACGAUGUGAACCAACAGCUCGCAAUGAAGAUCCUCCAAAAACACAACCACAACGUAUUCGUUGUUGGUAAUGGCCUGGAAGCCGUCGAAGCCGUCAAGAAACGUCGGUACGAUGUAAUCUUGAUGGAUGUUCAGAUGCCGGUCAUGGGUGGAUUUGAAGCUACCGGAAAAAUCCGCGAGUACGAACGCGAGAGUGGGCUCCAACGCACCCCAAUCAUUGCGCUCACUGCCCACGCCAUGUUGGGCGAUCGCGAGAAGUGCAUCCAGGCCCAGAUGGACGAAUACCUGUCGAAGCCACUAAAACAGAACCAGAUGAUGCAAACUAUUCUCAAGUGUGCCACCCUUGGUGGAUCACUGUUGGAGAAGAGCAAAGAGUCAAGAAUUUCCAGCAGUGGGGAAAUGCAUCCCAACUACUCUAUGUCCUCCGACAACCAAAACCAACAGCAGCAACCACAACAACAAUCUCAACAGCGGCCACAGAAGCAACAAUCGCAGCCGCCCCAACAGCCGCCCUUGCCACAGCCCCCACGCCCUGUUGUGGAUUCGCGGUCUAUAACUUCCUCCGGUCCCAUCAGCCGAGGAAGCGUCGUCAGUCCAGCACCACAAGACAAGGACGAAGAGAUGAUCGACGAGCGGGUACGUUAG
Molecule: messenger RNA, 4107 nt
Organism: Penicillium salamii
Lineage: Eukaryota; Fungi; Ascomycota; Eurotiomycetes; Eurotiales; Aspergillaceae
Source: the annotation of a GenBank genome assembly